Molecule: messenger RNA, 2583 nt
Organism: Colletotrichum lupini
Lineage: Eukaryota; Fungi; Ascomycota; Sordariomycetes; Glomerellales; Glomerellaceae
Exons: 1
Coding region: 1-2583 (860 amino acids)
Biological process (GO): intra-Golgi vesicle-mediated transport
Cellular component (GO): Golgi apparatus; COG complex
Source: RefSeq, a predicted model, not a curated record
AUGGCGACCCCCGAUCUCUCAACCCUCACCUCCUCCGCCCAAGUCUUCUCGUCAACCUACACCCUCCCGCAGAUCCGCGGCAUCCAUAGAGCCCUCCAUGUCGAAAUUGACGAAAAGGCGAGCCGCCUGCGCACUCAGGUCGGCAGCUCUUACCGCGACCUCCUCGGCACUGCCGACACAAUCGUCCAGAUGCGCAAGGACAACGACGCCGUGCAGAACGUCCUCGGCGGUAUGGGCGGGCGCUGCGGUCGCGGGGUAGUCGGGAAGAAGGUGACGGGCCUGGGCGGGUUCGAGCGGAGCGCGAGGGAGCUGGGCGGCAGCGGCAACGGCGCCGGCGGUGGGGCUAUCGGCGUGGUUGCCAGGGCGAGGCUGCUCGAGGCCUGCGGGCUCGUCGUUGGACGUGUGCUCCGGGGCUCUGGGGCCGCUGGUGUCGGGAGCCAGGAUCUGAGCAAGGGUGAUAGGGUCGUGCUUGCCAGCAAGGUGCUGGUACUGAGCAGGCUUUUGGUGAAGAGCCUAGAGGCGGAGAAGGGGGCUCUGCUUCUGGAGAGUGACGUCGGACACACAGUCGAGACCGCGAAGAAGAGCCUGGGCGGGCUGAGGAGGAGACUUUUGCGGAAUAUCGAAACCCUGCUGGAGCGGACGGGCGAGUCCGUCAAGCAGCAGGACGUCCUCAAGGCGCUCUGCGCGUACAGCCUGGCCACCAGCUCCGGCGCACGCGACGUCGUCAACCACUUCCUGCGCGUUCGCGGAGCCGCCAUGGCCCUGGCCUUCGACGUCGAAGACACCAAGGAGCGGCAGAGGAGCACGGCGGACGUGCUCAAGAGCCUGACGCUGUACACCAAGACGCUGCUCGACGUGCAGGCCCUGGUGCCCUUCAAGCUAUCCGACGCGCUAUCGAACCUCAAAAAGAGCCCCUUACUGGCGGACGCGACGCUCAAGACGCUCGAGUGCCUCCGCCUCGACGUCUACGAGCGGUGGUGCGGCGAGGAGAUCCAGUUCUUCACGCCCUUUGUGCGGCACGACGACCUCGACGGCCCGCAGGCGCGGGACAUGCUCUUCGGCUGGGCGAAGCGUGGCGGCGAGGUCCUCGUCGACGGGCUCAGGAAGACGAUGGAGCGGAUGACGGAGUUCAGGGCCAUCACGGAGCUGCGGACGAGCGUGCUGCAGCUCUGGAUCCGCGAGGGCGGCAAGGCGCGCGGGUUCGAUCCCUCCGAGAUGCUCGACGAGCUGCGCGGCGCCGUCAACGGGCACAUGCUCCGCGUCGUCGAGACCAAAGUCAACAAGCUCCACCUCGUCGGAUCCGAGGUGUCGGCGACGCUGGACUCGUGGCAGGACGGCGUGACGGACGGGGGGGUCGAUUUGUGGAACGUGCGCGGGUUCGACAUCGACCUGAUCCACGGCGCCGACCAUUUCCUCCAGGAGCUCGUCGCGCGGCUGCACGGCCGCAACGACGCCGUGUCCAAGGCCGUCAGCGGGUUCCAGUCGUGGCGGCACAUCAUCGACGAGGUGGGCGAGGUGGUGGAGCAGCUCAAGCGGCAGCGGUGGGACAACGACGUUGACGAGAUUGAGGACGAGGAGACGAUCGAGGCGAGGCAGCAGCUGCUCAGCAGAGAGGACCCGCGGACGCUGCACGAGAAGCUCGACGCGACGCUGGUCGAGGCCUUUGCGGACCUGGACGGGAAGCUGGCGGGUCUCUGGCGGCCUAGGGAGGGUGCGCAGAACAGCGGCCAGGUGGCCAUGUACCUCCUCCGCAUCCUGCGCGACGUGCGCGAGGGUCUGCCGAAGCUCGACGCCGUUGAGCGGUUCGGGUUGGAGGCUGUCCCGUCGCUGCACGAACGGUUGUCCGUUACCGUGGCCGCGCAGCCAUUAGAAACGUUCAAGGCCAGGGCGCUCACGCAAAAGACUGUUGUUGGGCGGCCGCUGUGGGAGGGGAGUCCCGAGCUGCCCACGCAGCCUUCGCCUAGGGUGUUCCAGUUCUUGCGGGACGUGUCGACGGAGAUGGGCGAUGCGGGUAUGGACCUCUGGAGCGCGGUGGCCGUGGGCGUGAUUAAGCGGCAUCUCGGGACGCAGCUGGGCGAGAUGUGGCUCGAGGCCUUGGACGCGCACCUGGCGGAGGAUGGCACCGGGAAUAGCUCUGAUGCGAACCCUGACGAUGGUGCCAAGGACUCGGUAGAGGAGAAUGGUGACGACAGGGAGGUCGAGGCGUCUGAAGCAGAGAAGCCGGAGGUUCCUUCAGGCGAGGAAAAGCGAGAAGACGCAAACGGAGAAGACGAAGACGAAAAGAAGGAAGAGAAAUCAGAACAGGAACCAGAGACCACCGAACCCGCAGCAAAGGCACCGGCAAAGGCGGACGACGGCCUCGCCCAACAGCGUCGCGAUCUCCUCAUCCAAUGGCUCUACGACGUGUCCUUCCUCCGCUGCUACCUCGAUGCCCCCGCGGCAAGCCAAGACAACAACCUCGCGAGCCUGGAGGACAAGAUCUUCAAACGCACGGGCUUGGACGGCGACGGGGCGCGCCAGCGGAUAAGCAAGUCGUCGCAGGAGUACCACAAGAAGACGAACCUGCUUUUCGGUCUCUUGUGA